Molecule: messenger RNA, 3165 nt
Organism: Phytomonas sp. EM1
Lineage: Eukaryota; Euglenozoa; Kinetoplastea; Trypanosomatida; Trypanosomatidae
Source: the annotation of a GenBank genome assembly
AUGAGGUUGAAAUCGCGUUCAUCUGGAGGCCCCUCCUCGGCGAAUUCGUUUUCACAGGUUGACGCUAUUCGGACACGUUGGAUUGAGGUGUGCAACUUCUUUGCUAAGGUGCAAUGUAUAGAGACUGAGAGGGAGAUGAACAAAUUAAGCGCCAAGCUUCCCGCGAUUGAGAAGCAUCUGGACUUCAUCACUGAAGGGUUGAGUCAGGAGAGGAAGGAGUGGCUUCGGGGGGUCGGCCAUGCAUGCAUGUCUCAGACGCGGAUGUGGCACCCCUCUGUGGCGGAUUCAGUUUCACGCAGUCGAAUUUCCGAAGAGCCGCCGUCGCCUGUCAUUUAUCGAGGAACCAGUCAAGAGUUGGACACUAAUGAGUCUUCGAGAUCGCCGGAGGCACCCUCUCAAGAUCUUCGCGCUUCGGAUACAACACUAUUUCUGCUUCCGCCCUGCUAUUUUUAUCUGUUUGGCGACUUCACUCUGCAUUUACCUUACGAUGAGGACCCCUCUCCACUUCCGGUUAGGGGUGGCAACAACCAAACUAGCAACGUUGAUUUGACAAUGCACAAUAAAGAUGACAACAGUGAGGAUGGCGACUCAUCGAUGGAUUCCUCAAAAAUCCCGCUCGAACCGAGCGUAGCUUCAACGGCAGACCCCCUCUUAACCAUAGGACCGUUAUUUCUCCUCAUGCUCUGCAUGUACGCGAAGCACAAUCAGCCAGUCGGCGCCCGAUUGGUCAUUUUGCGUUUCCUAACGCGUCUCCUGAACGAGGUGGAUGUACCACCGUGCCUUCAUGUUCAGUACGCUCAUUUGUACCCCAGCAGUGCCCCCCGUUCUGUUCUGCAGAUCACCCCGGAGACCUCGAUCGUGCCUCUGUUGGAUAUGAUACGUUGUGUGGGUAGAGAUCUAGCCCCCACUUCUGGCGUGCGACAGGUAGAAACGCUCGAAAAGUGGCAUUCAUCCUCCGUAUCCGAUGCAUCGAGGUUUCGCAACUCCCGCCCAGCCAACUCUUCUCGGACCGAGGACCAAGCGACCAACGUUGCGAUGGAGAGGUUGGAGUUUGUGCGCUUUCUCUGUGCGCUUGCGGAAAAAAUGGAGCAGGUCCCUGACUUGGCGAACUUCUUUAUCACCACCAAAGACGGCGCGGUGGAAGGAACAACCUAUGGGGCGGACCAGCCCCCCGAAGCGGGUGGUCCGGUCGCGAAGCCCGCGGAGAUCUUGGAGCUGCUGAGGGAGUUGCUCCCGUACCUGGUGCUCGACGCCGCCGCCUCGGAUUGUGAACAGCGGCGCGACACCUCCCGCUUCGCGCUCUCGGCGAUUGUCUCGCUCGCGAAGUGCCCAGACCCGUGGGUGCAGGAUAUCGUCGCCGCGGAAGGGGCCAUUGCCGACCGGACACUUUUGGGCGCCGGCCACACCCUCAUCACCCUGUGCAAAAUCCAAGGCAACGACGAUAGCGAGGUGCAAAGGGAUUACCUGUUAGAUGUCUUGAAGUUCUGGUCCGCCCUAACCGUAUCCGCCCCGGUCGUGGCGUCCCAGUUGCGGCUGGUGGAGCGUAUCGAGAAGGAGUUUGUGCAAACGGCCCUCGUGCCGCUAUUGAUGUCACCUGAUAGCAUUGCCUACGCGGCGGCCUGCCUUUUGACGUCCACGUUCCUUGACGAGCUGAAUUCGUUUGCUCCCGCCGUGACCACCGCCUUUGGGAGUGUUUUAUUGGCUUCUGUCGUCCAUGUUAGCAACGGAAGACGCUGCGAGGACGUCCCUGACUACUAUACCUACUGGGUGGCCGCACAUGAGCGGGAGUGUGCACGAGGGGCCCACAAUAGCGUCGUGAGUACAGAUUUGUAUACGUCUUUCUUCAAUUUUUACAUAUUGCCGCACCUCACCACCACGUCUGUGCUCUCAGAUGAGAGCCGCAUCACUAAGGAUUCCCGAAGACUUUCGUUUACGGAGUGGACCGCGACUGAGGCCUCUUUGGUGCUUAUCAAAUCCAUGGCAGAGAACCUGCCCGUGAUGUUCCUCAAGUAUGUCUUGUUGCUUGACGUCAGGACGUUGACGAAUGUGUGGAAAAGGUUUAAUCCCGAACAUGCUGAGCCGCAUGUUGAGGGAAGCAGACGGAUGCGAGGGUGGUUUGCUACUACGUUUGCACCCCUGAUUGAAGUGAAUGACUGCUUCACUUCUUACCUUCGUACUGUCAAUAAGAGAGUGUGUGGGAUCACCGACGAGCAGCUUGCUCAGGAGGUGCUGGAGCGAAUGCUUCGGAUCGAGUCGAAUGCGCCUUUGAAUUACUUGCAUCAGCGCCAGUUAGCCGAGGGCUCGUUUUUCCAAGAUUUUCCUGAUCUGCCAGCAAGUUCGUCUGGACAGCGCGAGGACGUUCCGAAUGAGCGACAGGAUAUCGAGGAAUCGUCGUCGAUGAUCGCUGAUGAUACCGAUAGGGAUGCGAGCUUCACCCUUGCGAAGGACGCACGAGCCUCCGAGAUGCAGGUGGACCCUGACAAAACCAGAAACGCCUGGUUCGACGAGGGCCCACAUCAAGCCCCGUUAAUUAUUUCCCUUAGCCGUAUUCUUUUAAAAUUGCUUGAUCUCCCGUACCGGGUCCAUAUCAUUCUGACACAAACUCUUAUCACGAUUUGUCUUCUACCAGAUUUACGUGUCCUGUACACCCUCAUGGACUCGGAUCACGGCCGGCUAUAUCAUAGUUUACGCGUUCUGCGGGAUUCGGUUCACAAGUUGUUGGAUGGAGACAACAAAGCGUCUUUGGUUAUGGCUAACGUGAUGGUUGCCGAUUCAAACGGCAAGGAAACUAGCAAACGGAAGGGGGGUACCUCUAGGGACAACGACCAGGGCGCUGGCAUCGAUACAAAAUCUUCGUCCUCGACCUCCCUUCCAAGGGCUUCAGAAUUCCCUACCCUCAUCUUUCUGUAUAACACGUAUCUUGAACACUGGGAUUGCCUACCGCGCCCUGCUCUUUGGGAUUGUGAUGACCUUGGUGGUCAUCCUGCGCCAGAUCGUCCACUACCCGCGUUGCUUCCGGAAGAGGUUGGCAAAGCACUCAUUAAUAAUCAGUCAUUUUUGGAAACUUGCGCGGUACUCGAGAUGCUGCGCUUAGAACUCAGUGCGGUCGUGGGGUACAUGACCCUUUCGCAUAGUCUUUUGAAUCUGCAACCUGGUAAAACAUAG